Lithohypha guttulata is the source of this 531-nucleotide messenger RNA. RefSeq lists its product as uncharacterized. The transcript is spliced from 2 exons. The coding region runs from base 1 to 531 and encodes 176 amino acids. The record is from RefSeq and is a predicted model, not a curated record. Lineage: Eukaryota; Fungi; Ascomycota; Eurotiomycetes; Chaetothyriales; Trichomeriaceae.
AUGUCCAGCAUUCGAGAAUGGGUAACUGUCCCUGAACCUGACUGCUUCCAGACGGUCACUGUCCCCUCUGCCACGACUCUUAGCAGUGUCCCUGUUUCAGAUGUCUCAACCAUGAACCCCAAGCAAUUGAAGCAACUCUACAACGGCGAGCGCGUCAAGGUCAUGACUUCCGAGAACGACGAACUGGUACCAGUAAGCGACGAUUACUACUCGCUUGCAGGGCUUAAGGCAGGAAGCCUGGCAAUCAAGCAUGCCAUUAAGCAGUCCGGACUUCCUGACUGGAAGAUUGAGUAUAUCGUCCUUCCAACAAACGACAUCGAAGCCGCGAGCGAACUCUUGAAGAAUCUGAACCAGUCAAUCAACGGAGGCUGGCGAAUCAAUAUUCCUCGCAUCUUCGCAAAGCCAAUAAGCUCGUACAAAGCCAUCAGCGUCGCUGCGCAUCACCUCGGGAUGAAAUCACAUGAGGUUGAUAUGGAACGACGAAUUCGCAGCAUGCUGUUUCCAAACCUUUCCGCCCCUGGCUCAAGGUAA